Chara braunii is the source of this 845-nucleotide messenger RNA. The record is from the annotation of a GenBank genome assembly. Lineage: Eukaryota; Viridiplantae; Streptophyta; Charophyceae; Charales; Characeae.
CGGGGCAGAUUCACGAGCUGAGAGCUCCGACGAUGGCGAGAAGUGUGAGGCCGCAGAGGCUAUCGUACACGAACGCUGUAGUUGGCAUAUGCGCGGCUGGCACAGAUGGCGGGAUUCAUGGAGGGGAGGAGGAGAUGGUGGACAAGGGCAGUGCGCCUUUGGAUGUUGACGCAACACAUGUUGACGAGGAGGGAGCAACGGUCCACGCAGGUCACAAUGCCCCGUCGCUGCAAGAUGGCGAGACCGGAGGGCACGUUGAGCAGGAGGGAGCGACCGUCGAUAUGUCCUUGCGAUUAUUGUUAGGCCCCUGUCGGUGCGAGAUGUCGAGAUUGGAGAACAUAUUGACUCUUGACUUGGGACGCCCGGUCUCUUUCUCUGCAGGUGGGUAUUCCGGGGAGAUGCCUCGGUGGGAUGGCGGGGAACUGGGGGAGUGGACACCGACCCCUUUACAUCCAGAGCAGCUGGAGAGGUUGGGGACGGAGGACCCUUUCCCGUUCACCGAUGGACAGCCGUCGCCUCCCGCAUGGACACCAGUGAGCCCUAGGUGGACUGGAUCAUCGUUGUCCGACAUCCGCGAGCGGGAGUCCGUGGACAGACAGGCGACAGUGUUUUCAGGCGGGGUUGCCAGCAGCCAUGUGCAGACACCGCUAAGCCCUUUACCUCGAGCAUUGCAUCAGGGACUGGCGCUGGCCACAGGUCUUCCAUCGACUGGUGGUCGAGGCAGCGGGCGGGGACUUCUUCAAGUCAUCGAGGUGGCGUUUUUGGGCAAUGGUCGUCUUGCAGGCGAGUGACGGACCGUUUGAGGAGGGACUACGAUAGAGGACAGGGGCUGUUCACACGAGACC